AUGAGCUUGGAUGGCGGUUCAGAGGAAGAAUUUCAGUCCUACUGGGAUUGGAACUCGCGAAACACGCGGGUGCUGAAGGAUGGCUGGAUAGAGCGAAUGGCUCAUCCGCAAGUCAACUGCCAGGCAUACUGGUACAACCAUUGUACAGCCGAGACUAGCUUCGAGCAGCCAACCGUUUGCGAACCGAAUUUGGUGCCGGCGGAUCUUACGAGUGACUUCUCGCAGGAGGGUCCUGUGUGGACUUUUACCGCACCUGAACUGAAAGCUAUCAUGAAGGAGGGGCAUGCGAGUGACUUCGGCUUUUCAACGGAGGAGUUGGCUCGCCGCGCAUGCUUCGAGUUUGAAUCGUGGCUCCCCCGCGUGCUGUCCUGGCAUGACUAUCAAUACCGUUGCUUCUGGUUCUUCGGUGGGAAAGACAGCAUGGACAAGAACCGAGAUUCUGGAGGGACCGCCAAAAGUUUUUUCAGCGCCGAUGCAGAG
Symbiodinium necroappetens is the source of this 480-nucleotide messenger RNA. The record is from the annotation of a GenBank genome assembly. NCBI's taxonomy places the organism in Eukaryota, Dinophyceae, Suessiales, Symbiodiniaceae.